AUGUCGGCUGCUGGAAUUAAUAAGGCACUUACUCUUGAUACAAAACGCAAGCGUACAGCAAUAUCGGGUUUUACAAAAUGUGAGAUUUGCCAAAAGCUUUCCGUACCUAGCCCUCCUAAGCAAAAAGAUUUGGCACUUAUAUAUAAUAUAUCUGAGCAAGCGGUAUCUGAUAUUUGGCGAAAUAAAGAUAGGUGGCUUCAACUUAAGGAUAAUAGUUAUAAUGCACAAUUAAAAAAAGAAUGUUUACUAGGAUUUCCUAUAACUGAAAAGGUUUUGGAGAG
This is a messenger RNA of Acaulospora morrowiae, 281 nucleotides long. Lineage: Eukaryota; Fungi; Glomeromycota; Glomeromycetes; Diversisporales; Acaulosporaceae. The record is from the annotation of a GenBank genome assembly.